CUCUGCUCACUUUCGUUCGGGUUGACGUUGUGCGAAGAAGUGUUUCGUGUGAUUCGGGAGUUUUUCUCUGUAGUGAACUUUUCUAGCCAGCAAAAGCAGAUUGAUUUGACUACCUAUAAGUGGACGUUGGAAGAAGGCCCCCCCAAUAUUGUGAAAUUCCUAGCGUGGGCGCCUAGGAAGAGAACAUUCCCGCCGGAAGGUAAUUUCGUUUUGGCUGUCCGCGUCGAAUCCCGUUUGUGAUGAAUGUUUACGCUGGAAAUGCUCUGAAGAUGGAAAAUGUGCUUUUGAUUUUUGGCGAAGAAAAUAAUGAUCUGGUAGAGGGAUUUUGCCCCACUCUGGAAGCCAACACGUCCUGACGGGAAUAAGGAUCAACCGGAAGGAUAUUCCACAGGAUUCCGUCUUUGGUAGACUGACGGGAGGAAAAUAUGCAGGUGCAUAUUGAGGAUAGCGCGAUACAUCGAUAAAUUUAUUGUUGCAGUCGCGAAAAGGCAGCCAUUAACUGAGAAGAGGAAGAAAAAAAAAUCACCAAACGAAUUCAAGGUGUCAGCGAGACGUAAUUCCUUUAAUUUUCGUUGAUUUAUAGUGCUUGUAGCAAAUAAUAUAAUUUGAUUUAUUGGAUUUCAAUCUGGACGGAAAAGGCAAAAGGAGCAACAAUGGAAUAUUCUAGCAAUGACGUAAAGCAGCUGUUCAGGUCCGUGUACGCCCUAGUAAAGCAACAGGACGAGCGCAAAGCAGCCCUUUCCGUCUCUGCUCUGUUGACCAACGACUUUCUCGAGGAGCACCGGCAGCUCGUAAGUCGCUGCGUUUCAUUGUUGUUCGAGGACUAUGAAACGGUGGGCAAGAAGGCGCGUGAAAUUCUGUGGCGUAAGGGAUACUACGACUUGAUUGCCAUCUUCAAGAAACAUUACCAACAGCUGCAACAGCAGUGGAAGAAUAAUGGAGAUGGGGCAGUACAAUUGGCAGAAAGAGAGCAACAGCUGAAACAAGGAGCUGAAAGAUUACUGCUGGAUGGAAUCAAUCAUCUGAAAGUAAUUAUUCUACGAUUGGCGCAGAUUUUCAAUCUGGAUAAUAUGAAGUAUUUAGUAAGCUACGGACUACUGGAGAACUAUGACGAUGAUCUGCUGGUGCGCGAAUCGGGAUGUUACGAAAACUUGAAGCUGGACGAAGAGAGGAGCGAGGAAGACAAGAAAGUAAUCUACACUAAACAGGAAGUGUCGUUUGCUUUGGAAUCGAUUCAUUCCCUGCUAACUGCGCUGGGCGAUCUUCAUCGGUACUACUGCGAGUUUGGACUUAAAGGAUUGACCGCUGGAGAGAACUUAAAGGAACUUACAGCGAAGUACUACAUGGAAGCGUUCAAAUUGAACACGAAAAUCGGCAUCACUCAGAAUCAACUGGGAACCUUGUUCAAUGGCAAAAAUUACAAUUUGGACUCGGUUUACCACUAUCUGUAUUCGCUGUGCUGUCCGGUUCCGUUUGAAAGCAGCGAACUUAACGUAAACAGAAUCUUCCAGAAGAACAUCCGAUAUUUGGAAUGCAACGGAGGAGACGCUGUUGAUGAGGAAGAUUUUGCAAUCCGUGAGUUUGUGGCUAAGUUCUUGCUAGUGGUUGACGUGUUCUUCUACGACAAAAGUGUCACCGACUUCACUAGCCUGUGUCACUCGGUGUUGAUCGAUUUCAAAAAUGUACUAGGAGCACGCCGCCUAGUUGACGAUGAGUACUUUAUAACCGAUGAUUUCAUCUUUAAGAUCGUUUCGAUCCUGUUUUUCUGUAUGUACAAAACGCAGGUUAACAAUUCUGAUAAAAUCUACAGUCUGAACGCCUUCAUGGUGGCAUUGUGCUCCGAGCUCAUGGAAUACUGCACAAUGGCCGUGGAGAAGUACAUGGUUGAAAAUGUCCGAGAGGAUAAGAAGUUUCGUGAACUGUACAUGUCAAUGUACCAAAAGUACGACGAACAGGUUCGCAAAUCUCGUCAAUCAUUGAAGGACAAUGUGAACGCUUUCAUAAAGGACCAGAAGUCCUCAUCCGGCGUUGAAGAAUGCAACGGAAGCGACGAACACUCAAACAAGGAAAACGAGGAAAUCGAUGCUAAAAGCGAAACAAGCUCGAAGCGUGUUGCUUCUCGAAAGAAAAAUGCUCGCCGUCGGCGUAGAGCACUAUCAAAUGAAUCAGAAUCUGAACUUUCUGACCCAGAAGAUGACAGCGAUUUUCAGCUAGACUCGGAUUCCGAAGAUGACGCCAGUUCAAUUUCAAGUUUUGACUCCUACGAAGACUUCUCCGAUGAGGACGAUGAUGCAGAACAUAAUGAAAAAACGGAACUGCACGAGGUGUGUCCUAAUCAUUUGAACAACGAAAAACGUGACAAAUACGAGCUGGAAAGCAACAACAAUCAAGAUGAUCAACAAGCUCAGCUCAAAUUCAAGAAACGCUACCACAAGUUGAACCCGAAUAUCAUAAUUGAUUUCGCAGAACAAGAACGCACGAUGCGUUCGCUAAUGCUGCUUUUUGAUUGGCUUCACAUCAAUAUUGAUAUCCUGAUCGGUUGUUAUCAAUCCAAUCCGGAAUUCAUACAUAACAUUAUGAAACUACUGAAUCAUUUUAAUAUCGACAUUUUCUCCAAUCGGUACUAUUUCCCGCGUCAGUUGAUCACGGUCAAGGGCAUCCGGGAAGAUUUCCGCUCGCUGUUCGAAAUUCGUAGAACAAUCCCGCUGGACGAGGACAUACACAUGAAACGCUUCCCAUUGUUCGAAGACACCCAGGAAAGUCUCGAUUGGGAGGCAAACUAUCGCCUGGAAGUGACUCCUUCGGAGUUGAGCUUCCUGCGUCUUAUGAAGAUGGUCGACUUUGGUUUCGCACUCUGCAAGUCUAAGAAGUUCGAGUAUUCAUUCUGCCCGAAGUCGCGUGAUUUUAGUCUUAAAAGCAAGAAGGCUCAGAAGCAACAACUCCGCAAAAAGGACGAACCGAACAAACGCAUUGGAAAGGACAACAAUCGUCGUGUGCGUCGUCGCGAGCAACAGCAGGAGAAGAGGCGUAUGCGCAAGCAAAAGGAAGAUCAGGACCAGAGGGGCGAGGUCAAGCCUCGUCGGAACCGUGAGCGCAAUCGACAACAUUCCGAGCGUCGUACUGCUUGCUCCGGGUCGGGUUUGGAAGGGCAACGGUCUAGCCAAGAAGCAGACGGAAAAGUGGCUCCCAUUAUCAUCACCAAAAAGGGUUACUUGAAGAACAAAACCAAUGGAUGUAGUGCAAUCUUACAGAAGAAUCGCAGUGAUGACCACCGCAGUAAGGGAGAGUCCUCCACACACUCCGACAACACGGGAGAUGAGGGCCAACAGGAGAAAAAUAUCAACGAGCUGAUGGGACAGCUGUGGUUGAGAAAUGAGGUGAAAACUCUCGAGUCGAAGGUCAAGAAAGUGGUGAACAUAACGUUGACGCCGUAUCUGAUGCUGGAUUCGAAAUGUUUGACCGAGUACACGUCGAUUGUCAAAAAUCUCGUGAAAACAAAAAAGUUUGUCAUAUUGGUUCCCACAGCAGUUUUAUCAGAUCUGGAUGAAUUGAAAAAGCAUAGCGACGGUGCACGCAACGCAAUCAAAUGGCUUGAAUACGAAUUCAGCAAGGGAAAUCGUUUCCUUCGCUCCCAGAAGAGUCACGAAAUGCUACCGAUGCCGUUGUUUAAGAUUCCCAAAAAACUAGAUCGCGACGCGGCGGUGUUCUAUCAGAUUGUCCAGUUUUGCAACCACAUUGUUUCGGACCACGCCGACAAGGAGCGCACGGAUAUCAUCACCUAUCUGUCCGGAGACUCGUUGCAAGACAAGAAACUGCACAAUUCCAGCUAUAUUGGCAUUCUCGAAGCGAUUCCGGUCAAGUUUGAACAGAUCGUUACCUUCUAUUCCAGCUACAAAAGGAAAUGAGCUCCCGAUUUGGUAAUUGCCCUAGAGAAUUGCGCGGAUCAACACAGCUAAGGAACACCGUUCCCGAAUCAUUCUCGUUUCCCAUCACGGCAAAAGGGGUUGUCGUUGAAAGAGGACAAGGAAGAAUACUGUAGGAUUCGGUGAUUGCUUUCUAUUAAGAUAGAUUCAACAACAGGAGCAAUGGGAGCAGCGGCAAGCAGUUUUAUCGCGGAGAAAAUUCUUCAACCAAACCACAAAACAACAUAAUCCUUCGGUUUUACUUGUUCCCGGUUUUGGCGGUAGUGGAACAAAGUUGCUCUAAUGGGACCUGAUUUUGGCAACAUCAGUGUAAGGCAACAAUCUGCUAGCGCAAACGUUUACCAAGGUGGGGAGGAUUUAUCAUUUUGUCGGUUGAUAUCUCUGAAAGCAGCAAAAAUAGGCCAACUUUUACAUCUUUAACCGGAGCGGUCACCAUUUCAUCAAACGAAAAUUGCAAAACUUGAUUCCAUUGCACUUGAUGUUAUGGCGAGAACAGAUAUGAAAUUUUUCAGCUGAACUUCCAUUGCAUUGGCUACAAAAAUAUAUUCUGUCUGACCUGUUCCUCUAUUCUGUUAAAUGCUUUUUAGUUGUUUCAUCAGUGACAACGCAUACAGCAGCGACAUAACUCAGUAAAACAUGUUAUUAUUUCAUGCUAAUUGCCCAUUUCGGUACUAAAGAAUCGACUAAAAUCUUCUC
This is a messenger RNA of Aedes aegypti (yellow fever mosquito), 4619 nucleotides long. RefSeq names its product protein SMG5 (gene Smg5). The record is from RefSeq and is a predicted model, not a curated record. Gene Ontology annotation, biological process: nuclear-transcribed mRNA catabolic process, nonsense-mediated decay. NCBI's taxonomy places the organism in Eukaryota, Metazoa, Arthropoda, Insecta, Diptera, Culicidae. Gene Ontology annotation, cellular component: telomerase holoenzyme complex. Gene Ontology annotation, molecular function: protein binding; telomeric repeat DNA binding; telomerase RNA binding. The transcript is spliced from 5 exons. The coding region runs from base 654 to 3905 and encodes 1083 amino acids.